AUCGCACCCGCCCCUGAAUUCAUCUUUUUUUCCCUCCCUCCCCUUCAGAUCGCACCCCCCCCCUUGGAUUCAUCCCUUCUUUCCCUCCCUCCCCUUCAGAUCGCACCUGCCCCUGAAUUCAUCCCUUCUUUCCCUCCCUCCCCUUCAGAUUGCACCCGCCCCUGAAUUCAUCCCUUCUUUCCCUCCCUCCCCUUCAGAUCGCACCCCCCCCUUGGAUUCAUCCCUUCUUUCCCUCCCUCCCCUUCAGAUCGCACCCGCCCCUUCAUCCCUUCUUUCCCUCCCUCCCCUUCAGAUCGCACCCGCCCCUGAAUUCAUCCCUUCUUUCCCUCCCUCCCCUUCAGAUCGCACCCGCCCCUUCAUCCCUUCUUUCCCUCCCUCCCCUUCAGAUCGCACCCGCUCCUGA
Messenger RNA from Closterium sp. Naga37s-1, 403 nucleotides. The record is from the annotation of a GenBank genome assembly. NCBI's taxonomy places the organism in Eukaryota, Viridiplantae, Streptophyta, Zygnematophyceae, Desmidiales, Closteriaceae.